UGUUCAUUAUUUCUCUAUGUAAGAUUCAACUUUUCCAAAAAAUUACCAAAUUUGGAGUAAAUAUUGUAUGAAAAAAAUUGAACGAUUCGAUGGAGAGCACCGGUUUGAUGUCCGGUUCGAGCCACCUUCAACUUCCACCGGGGUUCCGGUUCCACCCGACCGACGAGGAGCUCGUGGUUCACUACCUCAAGAAAAAGGUAGCUUCCGCUCCUUUGCCGGUCAAAAUCAUAGCUGAAGUUGAUCUUUACAAAUUCGAUCCAUGGGAAUUACCGAGUAAGGCGAAUUUUGGGGAACAAGAAUGGUAUUUUUUCAGUCCGAGAGAUAGAAAGUAUCCGAACGGGACGAGGCCUAAUAGGGCGGCGACUUCAGGUUAUUGGAAGGCUACUGGAAUAGACAAGCCAAUAUAUACAUGCGGCGGUACUAAAAAGAUUGGUGUGAAAAAGACACUUGUUUUCUAUAGGGGAAAGCCUCCUAAAGGAAUCAAAUCAAAUUGGGUCAUGCAUGAAUAUCGCCUUGUUGAUAACAAUUCUUCUCUAACCAAGAAAUGCUCUUUAAGGCUUGAUGAUUGGGUAUUAUGUCGGAUUUACAAGAAAAACAGUUCAAGUACAAUAAUGGAAAUGGACAAGGAGGAUUCUAUUGAGGAAACAACAGGUUCAACUUCAAUAUUGCCAGCUUCAUCAAUGAAUUAUUUCGAGCAAAAUUCAAGUAUAGGAACUUUAAGAGUAGGUUCCAAUUUUGAUGAAUUUUUCGAAAAUGACAUAAAAAUGGCGAAAAAUGAAUAUGAAAAUGGUGAUGAUACGCCAUUAAUGGAGGGAAAUUCGAGUUCAUUUCUUACAAUGCUCAAUCAAAUUUCACCCAGAAGUUCACAGCUCAAUUCUUGGUUCUCUGGCUACCGAUAGAGUUAUUUCUUCGUUAAUCUGUCGCUAAAUCGCUCGUAGAUAAUAGAAUAUUUGAUAAUCUGCCACUAUUAUUAGCAACGAAUUUUAUUGUUUAGCUACAUAAUUUGUCUGUCGCUAAUUUCUAUUUAUUUAAUAGUGUUUUUACCAAUACAUUAAUUUUAUUGAGAAGUUUUUUUCAA
Nicotiana tabacum (common tobacco) is the source of this 1078-nucleotide messenger RNA. Its product is annotated as NAC transcription factor 25. The record is from RefSeq and is a predicted model, not a curated record. Lineage: Eukaryota; Viridiplantae; Streptophyta; Magnoliopsida; Solanales; Solanaceae. Gene Ontology annotation, biological process: regulation of DNA-templated transcription. Gene Ontology annotation, molecular function: DNA binding.